ACGGAGCGGCGGCCUCAGCCAUGGGCGCAGGGCCUGCGGGGGCGCCGAGGGGACUCGAGGAGCGGCCGUGGAGGGCUGGGGAGACAGCAGCCGGGACUGGCCCUCGACGCUGAGUCGCGGCAGGGACUCCCCUGGCGCCGCGAGGGCCCGUGAGCUCGAGCGCAGCGCACGGAGGGAGCCAGGCAGUCACUGGCCACUUCACGGGGGCUCCGCCUCGCCUUCCUGGACGUGUGGACACAUCGCGGGGUGGGGAGAGGGUAACUGUGACUCCCGCCCGUGGCACGUUUCCAGGGUCUCCUGAGGCCGCCGCAUAUCCCCGGAGGCCACCUGGGGCCCAACGCCGCCUCGGUCGAGCCCCGGGGUGGCCCUGGAUGGCUGAACUGCCCCCUCGCCGGCCGCCCGGGCCCCGCAGCGGCUGAGGUUGCUGGGAUCGCCCGGUCGCCGCCGCCCUCGCCGCCCCCUGCAUGCCUGGUGCUCGGGUCGCCGCCCACUUGGACGCUCUGGGCCCCCUGGUCUCCUCCGUGCAGCCGCCGCUGCUGCCCUCUAUGUUCUACGUGGGCCUGUUCUUCGUCAACGUGCUGAUCCUGUACUACGCCUUCCUCAUGGAGUACGUCGUCCUCAACGUGGGCCUCGUCUUCCUGCCCGAGGACUUGGACCAGGCGCUCGUGGACCUCGGCGUACUCUCCGACCCCGGCUCCGGCCUCUACGAUGCUGACUCGGAGCUUGACGUCUUCGAUGGGUACUUGGAGUGAGGUCUGGACUACCGUUCUCUCCACCAUCUGCAGCCCUCAUCCUGGACCAGCCGGUCACACCGUGCCGCCCCUGUUUAGGGGGGCACUGUCAGGACCGGGAUGGGACCCCAGGAGGAGGCCCCCCACGGCCUCCAAAGCGUGCCUGCUUCCCCCGAAAGCUUCGUGCCAACAGAGCAGCUUCCGUGCCGACCCAGGAGAGAAGGCGAGAUUGGGACUGUGUGCCAGGGCGGGGAAGGUGCCUGCCUCUGCAGAAUGGGGAAGGUCACCAGCAUCUGGAGACCUCCCCCUGCACUCAGGCCACGUGGUCUUGGCCUUGGUUCAUGACUGUGCGCUGUUGCAAUGGGUGUUUACAGGAACCCAGCCAGAGUUUGCCUCACUGCACUUCAGCCCUGACCUCACCUCUUCCCAUACUUACCCUCGAAGAAGAUGCUUCAAAUCAGGACGCACACAAAAGCCACUCCCAGUGCCACUGUUUGAUGCCUGGCUGGGUUUGGCCUGAGGCUGGCCUUAGUUACUACUUCAGGGUGUGGUGUGAGGAAGAGGCCGGGGAUGUGUCGGGGGCCAGGGUAGGGCUUGAUUCAUCAUUGCAAGUUGCUCGUUUUUCAUCAGGUUGGCAGGACUGAGAUCCCGGCUGGGGAUACCAUGCUGCUCCUCAGCCAGAAAUAUAUUUUUGAAAAUGUGAGUUGUGUGAAUACUUGAUUUCGAUAAACCUGUAAAAGCAAUACUUAGGAGGCUGACUUAUUUCAAUUAAAAAAUGUAUGCAACUCCAGUCCCUCUGGUGCCCUGCCUGGUUUAUUUCCUUUGAACUUUAGAAAAGGGGACUUUGUGGUUGACAGAGGGCAGAAAGGUCAGAGGGCCCAGUUUGGAGAUCCAGUAGGGAGAAGCCACCCUAGCAGGGUAAGCAUGAGAUUCCCCAACUGGCCCCUCCUCAGCUUCUGCCAGUCUGACAGGCCAAGGGCAGCCUUUGGGAUGUGCUAGGAAAAGCCUAGCAGCCGUGUGAAACUCGAACCUGGAUCCCACGGGAGGGGCAGUGUGGAGUCCCCAUGGACAGGUGGCAGACCUCCAAUAAAGAGGGGCAGGAGGGAGGGAGGGGAAUAAACAAAUAGUGCAGUGUCAGGCAAAGAGUGGUAAUUCUCUCUGAUGUUCAGAGCACCAGAGAUUUUCAAGGGCCCUUCACAUAUAACAGGUUAUGAAACCAGGUGUGGUGGUGCACACCUGUAAUCCUAGCACUCGGGAGGCUGACAGGAGGCUCUCCAGCUCAAAGCCAGCAUGGGCUACAUAGUGAUAGCCUGUCUCAAAACAAAACAAAACAUAAAUAGCAAUGAGGCCCAUUUUGCAGGCGAGGAGACCGAAGGGUGGAUGUGACCCUAGGGGAAGCCCAUGUUGCUGUGUCUUCCUGAGACUCCAAGGAAAGGGACAUGAAGACAGUGGAGAGGACCAGGAAAACAGCGAGCACAGGGAGGGAGGGGCUUGUGCUGGGAGACAGGCCUGGGGGAGAGGUGAGGGUUGAGAAGGUGCACGGACCCUGCAGACGUGGCCAUGCCUGAGCUUCACUUCCGGCCCCAUAGGUCGGGGCUCAGAGACCAAUUCCAGCACAGGGCACCCUCACCAGUAGACUCUCCAAAGAAGUCAGAGGUCAAGUUCACAUCGACUCCUUCUCUUGUAAAGAUACGACCUCUAAAUGUCCCGUCUCUGGCACGGGGUCAUUUACCCACCUGUUAGGAUGACUGCGUGUUAAUUACAAAACGGCAGCUCCACACCAAGACUCUCAACUUGUCAAGCAGAGCUCAGUCCGGUGCUCAGUCCUCAUCUACCCCCUUGGCCAGAUGCCUUUGCACAGUGCACAGACUGCCCAACCACACCUGGCUGCCCUGUCCAUAUAGCCACUUAAAUUUUCUAAGAGACCAACCUGCCAGCUCAGGAAACUGGAACAUCUUACCUCUGUGCACUUAGUACACAGCUGUCGAAUGGAUAAAGCAAAGGCCCUUGCUGGCACACAAAGCUCAGCAGUGAAGAAAGCAGGCUAGUUCCCUGCCCUCCAGGAACGCACGUCCCAUCCCACGACAGGAGCAGGUGACACAAAUAAGUGUGAAGAUAAUCUAGUGAUCGGGUGGGAGAGGGGCUCUGUGUGGAGUACAGUGGACAGAUAGACCGACCCCCCAGAGUGAGUCCUAGAGAGCCAGAAGUCAGCCCUGUGAAGGACAAACAUUCCAGGCAGAAGCAAGAAUGAGACAAGGCCGGAUGAAAGAAGGGCCACGAAAAGACUGAGCUGUGUGCCAGGCUUCUGCUCACUGGACCCUCACAGGACCCUGUGAAGAAGGUACUGGGAUUUCGCCCAUUGUAUAGGCCGAGGCUCAGAGAAGUAACUUCCAUAAGAAAGUGUCAGGCUGGCACGGAGGCCAGAUGGUCCAGCUCUAGUCUGGGCUCCUGACCCCUGGGCUACCUCCCUGUGGAGUGGGAGGGCUUAGCACAUCGGCUGGCAUAGCAGUCACAGUCACCAAGAUUGAUCAGGUGCUCACCAUGGUCUCGUGCUGGCUCACCAUGGCCAUCGUGAAAACUCAUCAUGAAUAAUUAGUCUCUGACCUCAUUUUGUCAUUUCCGAAAGGAGAAAAGCAGAGGACACA
This is a messenger RNA of Castor canadensis (American beaver), 3376 nucleotides long. It is a transcript of the gene Dexi, whose product is annotated as Dexi homolog. The record is from RefSeq and is a predicted model, not a curated record. Lineage: Eukaryota; Metazoa; Chordata; Mammalia; Rodentia; Castoridae.